CGUCGCUGAAGUUGAACUGCUGGGACCCAGCGGCUCGCAGUCCCAACGUCAUAUAUUGGAAUUCGCUUCGAAGCCCACAGGUCUCGUCGACAGACAGAAGAUAUUCGAGAUGCUGCGCUCCAGCUCCCUGCGUGCUGCCACCGCUCUCACAUCGCGCCGAGCGCUAGGCGCCCGCGCCAUGUCGUCGCUGCCGUCGUUCGCUACUGUUGACCCGAACUUCAGCGGCGCCAACCCCACGGACGGCUUCAACCUGGUGAACGGCAAGUGGACCAAAACUGCCAAGACGGAGACGAUUGUGGACCCUCUGAACGGCGAGGCCUUCAUGACCAUGCCUCUUACGCAGAAGGACGAGCUCGCUCCCUUUGUGGAGAGCAUGACCAGCUGCCCCAAGCACGGUUUGCACAACCCUCUUAAGAACGUGGAGCGUUACGUCAUGUACGGCGAAGUGAGCGCCAAGGCCGGUGCCAUGCUCCGCGAGGAGAAGGUGGCCGACUACUUUGCCAAGCUGGUGCAGCGCACGUCGCCCAAGAGCUACUUCCAGGCCCGCAACGAGGUCAGGGUCACGGGUAAGUUUCUCGAGAACUUCUCCGGCGACCAGGUGCGCUUUCUGGCUCGCUCAUUCGGCGUGCCGGGCGACCACCAGGGCCAGACUAGCAAUGGCCACCGCUGGCCUUACGGUCCUGUGGCGCUUAUCACGCCCUUCAACUUCCCCAUUGAGAUCCCCGUGCUGCAGAUGAUGGGAGCUCUGUACAUGGGCAACAAGGUGCUGCUCAAGGUGGACUCCAAGGUGUCCAUCGUCAUGCAGGAGACUCUGCGCAUGCUGCACGAGUGCGGAAUGCCCAUGACUGACGUGGACUUCAUCAACUCUGACGGUGCUGUGAUGAACGACCUGCUGAUGCAGGUCAAGCCUCGUAACACGCUGUUCACAGGCUCGCAGGCGGUUGCUGAGAAGCUCGCCAAGGACCUGAGUGGCCGUAUCAAGCUUGAAGAUGCUGGUUUUGACUGGAAGGUGCUUGGCCCUGAUGUCCGCGACUUCGACUACGUUGCCUGGACUUCCGACCAGGAUGCGUACGCUUGCUCUGGUCAGAAGUGCUCGGCGCAGUCCGUUCUCUUCAUGCACAAGAACUGGACCAAGGCUGGCCUGGAGAAGAAGCUGGCGGAACUCGCUGCUCGACGAAAGCUCUCGGAUCUGACCAUUGGCCCUGUGCUCACGGUCACCACGAAGCGUAUGCUUGACCAUGCUGCCGCUCUGCUGAAGAUUCCCGGUGCUCGUGUUGCGUUUGGCGCUGAGGAGCUGGAGAACCACACGAUUCCGGAGAAGUAUGGAGCUGUGAAGCCCACUGCAAUCUUUGUGCCGCUCAAGGAGUUCGUCAAGCCCGAGAACUUUGAGCUUGUGACCACGGAGAUCUUCGGUCCCUUCCAGAUCCUGACUGAGUACGACGACAAAGAGCUGCCGGAGGUACUAGACGCUCUGGAGCGCAUGGAAGCUCACUUGACUGCUGCUGUAGUCUCGAACGACCAGGAGUUCACGAACGAAGUGCUAUCGGCUACCGUUAACGGCACGACCUACAGCGGUAUCCGUGCCAGAACCACGGGUGCUCCCCAGAACCACUGGUUCGGCCCGGCCGGUGACCCGUGUGCUGGAGGUAUCGGCACGCCGGAGGCUAUCAAGCUCGUGUGGUCGUGCCACCGUGAGAUUAUCAACGACGUUGGUCCCGUGCCUGCCAACUGGACGAUCCCGGAAUCUACCUAAAGCGUUUUGCGUUGUGACUGGAGGUCUGUCCUAGCAGAUAACGAAUAAAUUUGCACAGAUCCAAAAGGUUUCUAUGACGCCUGUUCAAUUUAAAGAGCCUUUCGAUGAAACAAGUUGAAGAGGACAGCUGAUCAAAUCAAGCAAACUGUGUUAUCAAAAGGAAAUCUAGUUACGGGGGAAUGACAUGGCAUUUACAGUUCCUCCAGCUCCCACGCUGAAGUCUGGUUAGCCUCGGUCUCGGACAGAAUCUGCGUAGGUU
Messenger RNA from Phytophthora nicotianae INRA-310, 2012 nucleotides. RefSeq lists its product as hypothetical. The record is from RefSeq and is a predicted model, not a curated record. Gene Ontology annotation, molecular function: aldehyde dehydrogenase (NAD+) activity. Lineage: Eukaryota; Oomycota; Peronosporomycetes; Peronosporales; Peronosporaceae. Bases 110 to 1753 code for a protein of 547 amino acids. The transcript has 3 exons.